AUGUGGGCGAGAAUCUUGCCUGCAGGAGUAACCUCUAGUACCGAGGGCUGGAGUCUGUUGGAGAUGGCAAUAGCUCCUCCCUGGAGAAGAGAAAAUAUGGACGAGGAAGGAUUAAGUUGCAUCAUUUGUGAGGAGCAGUAUAGUGAUCGAAGAAAUCCUCGGGCACUUAACUGCGGACACUCCUUUUGUACUCCUUGUCUCAACCAGCUCUUCAUGCAGAACUUUAGAACGUGUCCCGAAUGCCGCGCCGUCAUCAGAAAUGCCUCAGUCAAGACCAUUCCCAUAAACUACUCGCUGCUCAGGCUGGUCCGGCCGCAGGGAGCUCAGGCAUCGAAGCCAUCCCCAAAAGCGGUCAAGGAGCCGAAUGGCGGGAAAUGUCAAGCUCAUGGAUCCAUAAUGUUCUUUUGGUGUGUGAAGUGUUGCACUUGGGUGUGCCGCGACUGCCUAGUUUUGGACCACCCUGAUCCUCCACGGGGCAGCUGCGUGAUCAAGGCGCCUAAAGAAGCGGCGGCAGACAUGGUACAAGCCGAUAAUCAGAAAGUCAAGGUCAUGAUUGCAGAUAUCGAGGGGAUAAUCAAGGUGAUGGAAUCUGCAAGUCUUCACGUCGAACAACAGAAGAAACAGUCUGAGAAUAGGAUCACUGCUCUGAAACAAGAGAUGUCAGAAUUGGAGGCCACUGUUCAAAGUUAUACGGCCAAACAGCAAGAAGUCACUAAGAAUGUUACAGAUAUGAAGACUUGGAUCCGAAACCUUCUGGAUUUAAGUCGUUUAGUCCUCAGCCUUCUAGAUUUCAGUCGUUUAAUCCUCAGCUUUCUGGAUAUCAGUUUCCUGGACCUCGGUUUAUUUUCAAUUAAUGAUGUAAGUUCACAGAGACUUUACAGGCAGUGUGCACUGCUUGUUAAGUCAGAAAACUUGAGUUAUAUUGGAUUCAUUGUGAAGUUGGGAUACCUGUCAAACAAAUAUCUGACGUGA
Messenger RNA from Penaeus vannamei (Pacific white shrimp), 972 nucleotides. Its product is annotated as tripartite motif-containing protein 3. The record is from RefSeq and is a predicted model, not a curated record. NCBI's taxonomy places the organism in Eukaryota, Metazoa, Arthropoda, Malacostraca, Decapoda, Penaeidae. Gene Ontology annotation, molecular function: zinc ion binding; ubiquitin protein ligase activity.